Messenger RNA from Eremothecium sinecaudum, 513 nucleotides. RefSeq names its product Fhn1p (gene FHN1). NCBI's taxonomy places the organism in Eukaryota, Fungi, Ascomycota, Saccharomycetes, Saccharomycetales, Saccharomycetaceae. The record is from RefSeq and is a predicted model, not a curated record. Bases 1 to 513 code for a protein of 170 amino acids. Gene Ontology annotation, biological process: eisosome assembly; protein localization to plasma membrane. Gene Ontology annotation, cellular component: plasma membrane; eisosome. The transcript has a single exon.
AUGUUAUCAAUUCUAGAUAAUUCGUUACGCGGUGUUAACUUUAUAUUCCUACUUAUCGCUUUGGCAUUAUUAGCCUCUUUGAUCCAUGGUCAACGUUAUUCUCACUCCCGUGUGAAUUUUGGUUUCUUCGCAGCUCUAUUUGGGUUGCUAUUUGACUCUCUCUACUCAAUUUUAGCCAACUUCAUUCCUGCUUUCUCGUGGCCUAUCUUUACUAUCAUUGCUGAUGUUCUCAACUUAAUUUUCACCUUCUGCGCUGCAUGUGCUUUGGGUGCGGCAAUUGGGGGCAACAACUGUGGUAACAGAGACUUUGUUAACGGAAAUAACAUUUCCGAGGGUUCAACAGACAGAUGUCGUAAAGUGCAGGCUUCAUCAGCAUUUUUAUUCUUCUCAUUCUUUAUCUUUUUGGCCAAGGCCAUUAUGUCUGGUUUGAACAUCUUCUCCUCGGGUUCGUUUGGUUCUGGAGGUUCUGGAAGAAGAGGGGGCGGUGGCGUUCCAACUAUCUCCAAGGUCUAA